Messenger RNA from Pantherophis guttatus, 1986 nucleotides. It is a transcript of the gene NT5C3B, whose product is annotated as 5'-nucleotidase, cytosolic IIIB. Gene Ontology annotation, cellular component: cytoplasm. The record is from RefSeq and is a predicted model, not a curated record. Lineage: Eukaryota; Metazoa; Chordata; Lepidosauria; Squamata; Colubridae. Gene Ontology annotation, molecular function: magnesium ion binding; 5'-nucleotidase activity.
AAAAGGCUCGUUCCAGUUGCUGCUAGAAACCACCGCUUUCUUGCUGUAUCUAUUUUUAUGCUGUUUUAGUGACAGGUUGCCCCCAGGAUGGAGGCUCCAGCUUGAGGACGUGCCAUCAACAACUGGCGCUUAGUUAACGAGUACGGGAGGAGUCGCCUCCGCUGCCUAAAGAAGCUCUCUCGCCGGGCGGUCGUUCGCUUUCUGCAUUCCUCGGCCCUCCUGAGAAGAAGCGGACAGAGGCCCUUCCGCUUGCAGCUGCCGCAGCCGUAGAACCGGAGUCAUGGUACCUGAGUUGCAGAAAAUAACUGUCCGGAUGAAGAAUCCUGAACAUGUAAAAAAUAUAGUUUCAGCACUCAGGAAAGGCGGAGCAUCAAGACUCCAGGUCAUUUCUGAUUUUGACAUGACUCUUACUCGGUUUGGCUUCAAUGGGAAGCGCUGUCCUACUUCGCACAAUAUCAUAGAUAAUUGCCGGGUCAUCAGUGAAGAAGGCAGAAAAAAGCUGAAAGAUUUACUCCAUUAUUACUAUCCUAUUGAAAUUGACCCUUAUCGGACUAUGGAGGACAAACUCCCCCUCAUGAUAGAAUGGUGGACUAAAGCCCAUAACCUCCUGUCCCAGGAAAAGAUUCUGAAGAAUGAUAUUGCCCAAAUAGUGAAAGAAUCAGACGUUAAACUCAGGGAUGGCUUCAACAUUUUCUUUGACCAGCUGCAUGAGAACAAAGUUCCCCUGUUCAUCUUUUCAGCAGGUGUAGGUGAUGUGCUAGAGGAAAUAAUUCAUCAGGCCGGUGUAUUCCACCCUAACAUCAAUGUGGUCUCCAAUUAUAUGGACUUUGAUGAUAAUGGCAUUCUGCAAGGUUUCAAAGACCCUCUUAUCCACAUCUAUAACAAGAACAACACAGUCCUGAAGAACACAGACUAUUUCCAGCAACUGUGCACAAGAACAAAUAUCUUACUGCUUGGAGAUUCCAUGGGUGACCUCAGUAUGGCAGAUGGUGUUGCUGACAUGGAGAAUAUCCUCCGGAUUGGCUUUCUGAAUGACAGGGUGGAAGAACGGCGGGAAAAAUACAUUGAGGCUUAUGAUAUUGUAUUGGAGAAAGAUGAAACAUUGGAUGUGGUAAAUGGUAUUUUACACUUCAUCCUUGCCCAAACUCUAUAUACACUCCCGUAACUCUUGACAACUAGUUUCCUUUUGGACUAUUCCCAUCAGUGUUCUUUAACAUUUCCAUAAUCAUAGAAUAGGGCCCAGCUAGCAUUAAUCUUAUUUUUACAUCUAUUAUAUAGCUAAUUAAAAUGGCAUCACAAUUGUACCAAGAUAUCUACUAAUUUAGCAGACAACUUUUUCUUGGCCGAAUCAGACUCAUUUGACUAAUUAAAUAUUCUUAAAAGCACAGUUUGGGAGUGAUAUUGAUUAGACUUAUCUAUUGUCACUCCCUGUCUCUUCUAAAGUAGAAAUUAAUGGUAAUAAUAUGGUAUAGUCCACUUUAAGAUACAUUGCAGUUAUUGAAAUAAUCUUAAUGUGGGAAACAAUUUAAUAUUAUUGGUGAUGCUAUUUUAAUGCAAAUGACUUGUGGAAUGUGGAUUGAAGGGCUUUCUGGGUGAAUAGCUUUGUUGGAAUCCUAUGUAUUUGGGCAUGUUCUAAAUUGAACAUGUGAGUGAAUUUAGAUGCCGGAUGUAAUGUAAACUAUCUUUAAAAUAAGAUUAAUACAUAUUGGCCCUAGUAGUUAUUGAGCUUUUUCUAAUGAAAACUAACAUGUAUAACAAAUAAGUUUAACCCUGAUAAUUAAAAUGUGUGCAUAACUUAAGGAUUUUUGUUUGAUUUGUAUGCAAACUUUUGGAUUUCAGAUGUUCUGUAUUUUGGUUUCAUGAAACAUUUAUUUUCCAAAACGUUUUUGAACUAUAUAUGAUCCAAAUACAGCUUUUCCACAAAAUUUUCAACAUUUUUUUAUUUAAAAGACAUGUAAAUAUAAUAAAAAAAUGUCUUAUUAUGAA